GAGUGGGAGGAGACUUGGCUGGUUGCUAUGCUGGAUUGGCCCUCUCUCUGCCAUGUCCCCUCAUGGGGAAUGGAAGCAAAGCUGCUCCUGAGCAGAGGGGGGGUGGGGGGUGGAAGAGGAGGACAGCAACACACAUCCACAAACACCCGCACAGAGACACACGCAGAGUGAUAGUGGCUGCAGCGGCGGCGGGCAACAGCAGCAGCAGGGACGACCACGACGACAGCAAAAAGCAACAGUGGUGGCCUUGCACAGUAGCCGCUCGGCUAGCAGACACUGGAAACACAGAGGCGGCAGAGGGCCACCUGAUUCUCUGCCCGUGAAAGCAAAAGCAGCAGUGCCGCCAGCGAACAGCAGCACCGCAGAGCUCCAGGCCCUGGACUCGCAGCCUCACUAAUGUUUAACCUUGUUCACCGCAAAAUGUCCACACGAGGAGGCUCUUAAGGUACAGUAGCACACACUUUGGCGAGAACACUGCUGUUUAGGUGAGUGAGUGGAACAUAAAAAGCGGGUUUGGGUUGAUAUCGGAGGAUUAUGCAGUGAGGGGGCUGGACAUUUGAGUGAAAUUUGAAUUUCCUUUUGCUCAAUGUGGCUUCCUGAUUAGUAAACACUAUACACAGCUCACUAUCGUGGAGAGCACAGUUCAGAUCAAGCUCAUCCAGAGCAGCACAUUCAUAGAGUGAGCCCCUUUGCCUGCAGCUGUCUGAUACACGAGCUGGGGAUCUACAGGUGCACUGGCCACUUCUCUUCACUGAUUACGAGGGGGGAGGGGGGGCUCCUGGUCUGGCUAAUGCUGUGAUAGCAUGCCCCAGAUGGAGGACACCAAGUGCAGCUUCCUUUUUUGCCUUGGAAUUUGCAUCUUUAUCUGUUCAAUCAUCUACUUGAAGGCAACCGUCUUUAACACGCCACGAGCUCAGAGCCGCAUCCUCACGUGCAGGCCUUUCCUACCACAGUGCGAAGCCCUGGGCCACAGCAGGAAUGGGACAAGGUGGCAAAGCACCGAGUGCCAUCUGGAGGGCUACUUCACAGCUCCGGUGCUGAACUGUUCUCAGAUGUGGUCUGAUUUUCAUUUCAUCACCAAGGCUUUGAGCAAAGAAGAAGAAAGGUACCCUCUGGCCUUCAUCAUCACAAUCCACAAAGAGCUGAAGACGUUCGUGAGGCUCCUGAGGGCCAUUUAUGCCCCACAGAAUGUCUACUGCAUCCACGUGGACGAGAAGGCAUCCCAGGACUACAAGAACAGUAUCCAACUCCUGGCUGGGUGUUUUCACAAUGUUUUCUUGGCCACAGUGAGUGAGAGAGUGACCUACGCCGGUUUCUCUCGGCUGCAGGCCGACAUCAACUGCAUGAGCGACCUGGUGAAGUCCUCUGUCCGCUGGAGGAAAGUCAUCAACCUCUGUGGGCAGGACUUUCCCAUUCAGAGCAACCUGGAGCUGGUGCGAUACAUGCAGAGCAAAGAGUGGCGCGAUCGGAACAUGACGCCUGGGGUCAAACAGCCGAAGGACAAGCGCUAUCGCACUCAGUUUCACUAUGUGGAGGUACAGGGAUCCCACGUACCCAAGCUCGUCAAAAGCCACAGGAAGAGCCCCCCGCCACACAACCUCCAGAUCUACUUUGGUACAGCCUACUACUCCCUGACCCGGGACUUUGUGGAGUUUGCUCUAGAGAGUCAAGUAGCCAAAGACUUUUUGGAAUGGUCGAAGGACACUUUCAGCCCAGAUGAGCACUACUGGGUCACGCUGAAUCAUAUUAAGGAUGCACCAGGCAGCCAUGUAAAUGGAAGUUGGGAAGGGGCUAUUCGUGCCAUAAAGUGGAAGGAACAUGAAGGGUCUCUGCACAAUGGCUGCAAAGGUCACUAUAUCAGGGAUAUUUGCAUCUACGGCAUAGAGGAUAUCCCUUGGAUCAUCAACAAGCAAAGUAUGUUUGCCAACAAAUUUGAGAGUGAAACUUUUCCAGAAGCUCUAGACUGUUUGGAACAGUGGCACAGACUCAAAGUCCUACGGCAAGCUGCAGUGCCCAUAGAGCCAUCGUGGCACCUAGCACAUGAAGUAGACACCAGCUAACGCCGUAACCACCCAGCAGAGCUGGAACACAAUUUGCUAUGCUUAAGCUAGUUCACGGGAUGACAUACGAAAUGGACUGUGGGUCACAAAAAAGCAGAUAGCCUAGAUGUACACGAAUACAGCCUAUUUUCAGAAACCACAAACACUCUGAGGACUUGUAGUAAAGACACAGCCCGGCAGUUAAACUGGCAGUCUUCAGAGAGAUGGCUGUGGUAUAAUUAGUUCAAGGCUCUCUUAAGAGAGUAGUGGUUGUGACGCCUGUAAGAACAUGAUGAAAUCAAACUCUCAGAUACAUUACACCCAAAUAACAUCCAAUUAGGAGCCCGUCCUCCUCAUCCACUCAUGUGAAGAUGAACAGCAGUGAAUAACAGGCCAUCCAGAGAACAUCAUUUGCUUUAUUAAAUAUAAGUGUUAAAUUAGGUCAAUUACAUUUAACCUACAUGCAAAACAGACAUUAGUCCCUUAUGCUUUACAUAUAGGCCAUGGCAUUCAUAAGAAAGUAGACAUGUUUUGUUUUAUCUGAAUAAAAUAUAUUUUAGCAGUUUAUAAACAAAUGUGAUUUGAAAAGUAAAUUAUUAUGUGUAUUCUUACCUGUAUAAAUUUAAAAAUAUAUAUAUAAGUGUGUUGGAGCGAAGUGUGCCAACUAAAUGUAUUCAGAUCUGUCAAACCAAAACAAUCACAUGCAUUUUUACUGUGUCUUUUUGUGAUGAAUGCUGGAGGCACUCUGGGCUUUGGUGUGCCAUUUACUACACAUGCGAAAGACAGAAGCGGAUCAGAUCCUUUGUUUGUGUAAAACACAAUCUGGUUCAAAUUGUUGCAAUGCAGUUUCUCAGAUCCAGAAUCUCCUUGCUCUUCCCAUAAAACCUGCUACAUGCCUAAUAUUGACUACUGAUGUUGACUGUUUGUUUUCUACCCUGUGCUUUCAGGAAAACAGGAGUACCUCUGAAACAAUACUUUCCUUGUUUUACUUAACGUUGAGUUGAGUUUAAUAUGAAUAUGCAAUACUCUACAAAGGGAACUACAUAUUAUGGCACUCUAUGUGUACACUCUACAUCUACCCCAUCAAUAAAAUGUUGAAAAAUAUCUGGAAUUGGGGUUACUUCACCAUGUAUGCCAUCAAUGACUAUCAUUUAUGCAGUCUGUAGUAGAGCUUUCAGCUGGAGUGUGCUUAAGUGCACUGCUGUACUCAUCAUGAGAGGCCCUUGGUUGACAUGCUCCUGUUUCCAAUCACUGGGCAGUGUGCAGAUAUAACCUGCACUGACCUGACAAGUGAUGGAGUAAAAGCCAUGCAGACAGCCUGGAGUCAAGGGUUAUCUGGUUUCUAAGGUACCCAGAAAGGCUCCGUUUCAGGUAUGGGUAGAUGGUCAUAGUGUGCAAUGAAAUAGACCAGGCCGCCUUAUCCAAGCUUGGUGUGAUGUUAUCCUUGACUAAAAUGAAAUAUGUGUGUAUUAUUGUGUAAAUGUAUAUAUCAAAUAUACAUCAACAUCUAUGAA
This is a messenger RNA of Clupea harengus (Atlantic herring), 3553 nucleotides long. RefSeq names its product glucosaminyl (N-acetyl) transferase family member 7 (gene gcnt7). Gene Ontology annotation, cellular component: membrane. The record is from RefSeq and is a predicted model, not a curated record. Lineage: Eukaryota; Metazoa; Chordata; Actinopteri; Clupeiformes; Clupeidae. Gene Ontology annotation, molecular function: acetylglucosaminyltransferase activity.